UCCCUUGUUUAAUGUAUUUACACAGAAAAUUUCAAACUGAGAUUAGCAAGAAUGCUAGUUAAAACGUAAUUAGGUGUAAAUAAUUGGAACCCUAAAGCUUUAUCUUGAUUGAUACCUAAAUUUAUAGAUCUAUGUUUGUUGUUUUCUGGUUAGAACGGGCAUACGCUAUUGUUUCCUUCAAUGUUCUCAUAUCUUUUUGUUGUAAAUAAUCACUGUUCAUUGCAUUCGUUUAUCUGCUUCAGUUUCUAGCGCUCGAGAGUAAGAUCGGGGAAUCGUUGAUGUGUUUUGUUAGAGCAAACCAGGAGCUGAUCUUUUUUGAAGCGCCUUCAUAAUAGUUCGUUUAGAGUUUCUCCAUUCCCGCUACUAAGUCUUUUCCUGUCCGGAUACCGGUCUCCACUCCUAUCGGAAGCAGGUAGCAAUAGCAAAUCUAUACUAGUUUUAUAAACACAAACACACUGCUCCAAUAUUCUGUCCCUAAACGAAGCGUUCGUGAGCCCUCACACAUCCUCUGUGGGUUUGGAUCCUUCAGGAAUACGGAAUCAUGGCAAAUAAGAUGGUCGGGAAGGGUAAAUUGCCAGUUGAAUCAGAAGAUGCGCUGAAACUGCGGUUCCAAGUUGAGUUGGAGUUUGUGCAGUGUCUGGCCAAUCCCAACUAUCUGCAUUUUCUCGCACAACGUGGUUUCUUCAAAGAUAGCUCAUUCAUCAACUACCUAAAAUAUCUUCUGUAUUGGAAGGACCCAGAAUACGCCAAGUACCUGAAAUAUCCCAUGUGUCUUUACUUCCUGGAUUUGCUUCAGUACGAACACUUCCGGCGGGAGAUUGUGAACGCCCAGUGCUGCAAAUUCAUCGACGACCAAGCGAUCCUACUAUGGCAGCACUACACACGGAGGCGUACGAGACUUACCUCGUUGGGAACGACGAGCCUCACGGGGUUGUCUGUCGGAGGACAACCAGUCGGCGGUGGCGUACAGGGAACCUUGCUAUCGAAUGACCCAGUUCCAAUGGCCAACAACAACAAUAACACCAAUAGUACCAAUGCUAACAAUCCACAACAGCCCGGACAGCAGCAGCAGAAUGGUGGCCCGAUGGCACAGCAGAAUGGUCUAGCUAACAAUACCGGAAUGUCCGGGGUAGGGAUGGGUUCCGCUGGCGGUGGUGGUGUCAAUCUCAGUGGGCAGAAAGUGUCCUAAGAUUAAGCUUAGUAAGUGCGUAUGCAUUUCGAAAAAAAAAUAAGCUUUCUUCUGUAAAAAGACUGUUUUAUAACUCUUAUAAUAAAAUGCUAAAGUAAUCUUAGAGACCCACUG
Molecule: messenger RNA, 1303 nt
Organism: Ochlerotatus camptorhynchus
Lineage: Eukaryota; Metazoa; Arthropoda; Insecta; Diptera; Culicidae
Gene: MED31
Product: mediator complex subunit 31
Exons: 3
Coding region: 542-1189 (215 amino acids)
Biological process (GO): regulation of transcription by RNA polymerase II
Cellular component (GO): core mediator complex; mediator complex
Molecular function (GO): transcription coregulator activity
Source: RefSeq, a predicted model, not a curated record